CAUUUGAUCUUAUUUUUUAGGACGUGUUGAGGUUUAAAUAAAUGGAAGACGAGGAGGAAUGUUUUCUAUUCUGUAAUGAGUGAAUCUCCCCACGGGGUUCCUGAGUUUUCAGGUUCCCAACAACAAUUCCACUCCUUCUCAGAGGCUACCCACCCAAAUGGAUUUCCAUUCCAGCAGUUUCCCAUGCAACAUGGAACUGUUGUCAGCCAAGGGCAAGCUCCUAUGGGUCAGUACCCCCACCCAGCAGCAGCGCACCACACCUAUCUUCAGAAUAAUGGGCCAGGACCACCCUUUCAUGCCAAUAACAGCAUGCAGCAAAUGCAAAAUCAGUUUACCCCAAGGCCACAAAUCCCCUCUGGAUAUCCUUUACAUGCAUUGCCUGGUAACUCAGGAACAUUCAAUCAACCUGGAGGUACCAGUCAACAGUCUCAGUCUACCAGUGAACCCCAUAGUCAUCAUGUAAACCCUUUUACCAGUGAAAAUAAUCAGUUUGUCUCUAAUCCUCCAAUUUUAUUCUCUAGUUCUCCAAUGAAUCUCCAAGCUGGAGAAGAUGGAAUGCCUAGACAAAUGGUUCUAAAUGGACCUCCCCCUUUUAUGAACAAUCCUGUUCUACAUCCAGCUAGUCAAUUUCAUAAUGGUGCUUAUUUAGAAAAUAAUCAGAAUUUCAUCAGCACAAAUACAACACCACUUUUACCCCAUUCUAAUUCAGUUGCAACAACUUCUAACAGUGGGACGAUUGUUAACCAAUCUCAUUUUUCCACUCAGGAAUCUAUGGGAAAUCUUGUUUCAACAAGUGGAUUUGUCAGAACAAGUUCUGGAGAUAUUCACCAGAGAAACCAUGAAUCUCAAACACAGUACACAUUCCAAGCUUUGCAACCUCAACUUUUGAGGCCUCAAUGGCAAUCUGGAACACCAAAUAUGGAACCAAACAAUAUAGCCCAGGCAAAACAGUUGAAAGAAAGAAUGCCUAAUCCUUAUACAAUAUCAAAUCCCAGUUCUGUAGAAAGUAAAAGACCUGCUUUUAACGAAUCUAACUACAACAGGACUUUAUUCCCUGUUCGAUACCCUCAAAGAAUGGAAGGUCCAGUCCGAUUUCCACCACAUGGUCCUCCAUAUCCAAAUAACCAAAUUCCAUUAAGACCUCAAUUAAAUCCUUAUCAACUGAACAUUAACCAAAGAAAUCAGAUCACUUCAGGAUCUCCACAUCCAUUCCAAAUGUCGGUAGUUAGGGGACCUUCUGCUUCAGGAAACUUUGACAAACCUGAAAAUCCAAGUGGUCUAUAUGGUUCAGAGAGCAGAGGACAGAAUGUUCAUCAUCCGAACACCAUGGUCUUUCAAGGUAAUCCCACAAGUCUACAACAUCAAUCUAAUCUAGUUCAAGAUGGUAACAUGAUUGCUAUAACAUCUCAAGAUAAUUCUAAUUCUAAUGGAAACAAUGAACAGAUGCCUUUUCCACAUGUCUUGAUUACAUCACAGGAUCCUAUUACGGGACCUCAUUAUGUAAAAGAUAUGAAUCCUCAAACCAGUGUCUCACUCCGAUAUCAUGAAGGAGUUCAAUUACCAAGACAAAUACAUCCUAACUAUUCUACAAAUCAAACAGGACAAAGGUUUUCAGGAUCUCAAAUGAUGCAACAUUUUCCUACAGGAACAGAGAAUACAAACCAGGCGCAACAUGGUCCUCCUCAAAGAUUUCCCCAUGCUCCUCUGCCUCCCGGUGUUCCUGUUGGUAACUUUCCGCAAAAUAUGGGACAACACAUCAGGAUGCCUUUCCCUAACUCUCAUCAGAAUGGGAGAAUUCAAUUAGAUGGAUCCCCGAAUGGAGAGAUAUCUGGACCAACUCCUGUGCAGAGCUCUACUCUUCAGCAGAUAUCCCCUCAAAUGAGGUUAGUUAGACAUCCCCAGGGGCAAAUACCUCCACAUAGUGCUUAUUCAAUGCCUAACUAUCAUCCCAGGCAACCAAUGCUACCUCAAGUCGGACCAAAUUCAUUUGCUCCUGAUUCCAGUCAAAGGAAUCCAAAUAUCAUGCAAGGAGCGAGUAUGGCUGUUCCUUUGCAGCAAGUGCCACCAAUACCUGGCAAACUUCCCAUACCAUCACUGUCCACACCUUCAGAUAUUCCAAUGGUUUCUCAGGGAAAUCUGGCAAGUGUGGCUUUCCAACUUCCCACAAAACCUGGUCUUCAGUUUAUGUCCAGCGGUACAUAUGUAUCACCGAGAAUGGUCGGAUCAUCAGGGGUAAUAACUUCUGGUGGGGUUAUGAUGACUGGUAUUAGUCCACAGGCGGUUGAAAAAGUUCUGGUGCCAUGGGGCUGGAAGAGGAUUUUCAUGAAUGAUGCCAUUGUUUAUUUCAGUCCUAGUGGGAUCCAACUACGGAGCUUGUCGGAGGUUAAAGAUUAUCUAUUGACGGAGGGAACCUGUAAGUGUGGUCUUGAAUGUCCUCUCCGAAUAGAAACUAGUUUUGACUUCAGUACACAGAAAUUGUUUGAAAUGGUUGUACCACCAGCCCCCAGUAGUGGGGGCAAUUGUAAACACGGCAGCAGUACAUCAACAUUGGCGCAACUGCAGAAUAGUACAGGGCUUUCCAUUCGGCAUGUACACAGUCCUGUACUGCAAACUAAAGAUGGGAGGAAAGGAAAAUCUAAGAAAAAGAAACCAUUUGCUGGUGUUCUCGUCUCACAGAUGCUAGCUGCAAGAGAGAUGGAGAAACAGAGAAUUAACCAGAUAAUUGCGCGUGAGAAAGCCGAACACGAAGCUGCUAAACAACAACAACAGCUAAAUGAACAGCAGAAAAAACAACAUCAUCUUGAUCAAGAACAGAAACAGCAGAAACAAUCCCAGGCGCAGCCGAAAGUGUAUGAACAGCAGCAGAUGCGGAUGCAGGCGCUCCAGGAGCAGUCUGAACAGGAUAAACCUCAACGUCAGAACCAAGAGCAGCAUAAACAUUUUCAGCAGAAGCAACCUCAUUUUCCACCACAACUUCAACAUCAGCAUCAACAUCAAGAUCAAGCUCAGAUAUACUUUCAACAACAUUUUCCACAUCAACAUUUAUCUCCUCACCCGAAUAUAUACGUUAACGGAACAGUAUCAACAAUUUCUUCUCAAAAUGCUGAUAAUUUGGGAGAUGAAGAGCUUCGUCAUCAGAAUGAACAGCUCAGUCUUGAAGAUGAACAGUAUACACCUCAUGAUGAAGAGCAGCCUCCUGAAGAAGAGGAAGAGGAGGAAAAUGAACAUAGGGAGGAGGAUGUUGGAGACAAAACAGAUGCUGAUGAUUAUACAGGAAUGGACAAUGAUGAAGAUGGUGAUAAUAAGGAGGACGAUGAUAAUGAUGAUGACAUUGAAAAUGAGGAUGAUGAUGAUGAUGAUGAUGAUGAUAAUAAUGAUGAUAAUAAUGAUGAUUAUGAUGAUAAUGAUGAUAAUGAUGAUAAUGAUGAUAAUGAUGAUGAAAGGAGAAGUGAGGUAUCAACUCCCCUAAGAUCUGUACUGCCUGGCAUGAUUGCUCAGUCAGGAUUAAUGAAUCUUGGUUCAGUUUCUCAUAUUCUCAGGUCUGAUUCUAAACUUUCUUCCAGGGACUCUUCCAGACGUUCAUCACUUGAGAGCACACCACAAGCUUCCCAAGAGAAUCCACGCGCGUUUAGUUUAGCAGAUGCGAUGCAGGCUGCGCGCAGACUUAAUAUGGAGCAGGAUAGGAUCCAGCACAACGAGGAGGAAGAUGAGGAUGAGGAGAAUGAGGGGGAUGAUGGAGAUGAUGGAGAUGAGGGAGAUGAUGAAGGAGUGAUGGAUGAGGAUGAUGUUGAGAAAGAGGAAAAUGAACCACUAAAUCAGGAGGAGAGUAUACCCGAGGAAGAAGAAGAUGAUGAUGUUGAUGAGCUGAAAGCUGAAGAGAAAAGGGUUGAAGAUGCGAGGUCAGACCUUGCUAAAAAUAUUGAAAUCAGACGUCUCUCAUGCACUGAGGACGGAAAUAAGGUUCUAGAACCAACAUUCCAUUCACCAGAGAAGGAGAAAAAGAAAAAUCCGCUGGAAAAAAUUCUCAGUUUUGUCUCCGGUAUAGAACUUCCAAUGAAGGAUCGGGACGGUAAUGGAUCCAGGAGGAGUUCUCCAGCUCUCAGCGGAACCCCAUCUCCCGUCCUUCCAAAUCUAAAAUCCCGGAAGAACCGUCAAUACUCUACCCUUCCUCCCCUACCACACAGUCCUCCACCCUGGGUUCUCCGAGGACAACCUCCUCCCACCAGCAACUUUGUGUCUAUGGAUCCGAUGAGAAUUCAAAACCUUGCUCCACAAGUUCGUCCUCCGAUAGCCAAUCAUCAGAUGAUACUAACUGCAGGGAUGCAGUUUCAACCUCAACCCGUUCCCUCUCAGCUCCCCCAGCAGGUGAUGCAGUUGAUACAAACCGUGAACGGUCCCAUGCUUAUUCCUCUGGGCGCCCAACAUAUUCUCACCGAUAGUUCUCUCCACCCACCCCAGCCUCAAGAUGGAUCGUCUCAAGUUUCUCCUCAAUCUUCUUCAGGAGGCUCAAGUCAGAACUCUUCCCCUAAAGAUAAAGAGAAAGUUAGGAAACGUAAAGCUGCUUCUGAACCUGUUCCUCCAGUUAAUCACGUCCCGAUCCUAAUGUCACCUGGCGGGGGAAUAAUGAACUUCUCCUCUGGUGCGGUCAGCCAGGGGUCCCAGCUUGUAGCGAUGAGCCAGUCGGGUGGAACAAUGCUUCAACCUCAGCAGGUGAUGACGCCGAACCUGAUGAUGAAUCCUGGAGGCCAGCAGAUGAUCCUACAGAAUGGAACAUUGAUGGCGCUCCAACCUCAGAGUAUAAUAUACCAACAGCUCCCGGACGGAACCCUGCUCCAGGUCCAGAAUCAGAUACCAGUGCUCCAACAACAAAACCAUCAGAUCAUCACAGCUCCGAUAGUUCUCAAUAACGGGGGAAAUAUAAUGGGUGGUCCACAGUUUUUAAUGACCCCUCAGGGUUUAAUGCAAACUAUAUCUCAUAUUCCAACACAGGCAGUCUUAAGUCAGAGUAGUCCAACUCCGCCUAAGCGGAUUCGGGAAACUGGGAGGCGAGGUGGAGCAAGAAAAAAGACCAAAAAGGAAAUUUCUAAAUCUAUCGAGGCAAUAACUGAGGAGAGAGACGAGCAGGACGGGAUGGAUCAGGGGAGUAUGGACACAGAUACGUCCUAUGAGGACGCUUACGCAUCUACAAGUACUAACUUUAGUCCUCGGUCCUCUAUACAGAGUAACAAGGUUGAUAGUUCAGGACUGAAUGCAACUCCGCCCCACUACAGGGAUCAGGAGAACCACGCCCAUCGAUCCCAGGAAUUCCAGCCAGGUAAGGCAGAGUACCACGUCUACCAGGAUCCCCAGGCUCAGUAUAGUGAUCUUGAGCAACUUAGGGAAGAGAGAGAUGUUGAAGAGAGAAAUCUUGAUUUAGAUUCUAGUCUCGCUAACUCCAGGAUAGAAAUAGAUAAUUCACUGAAUUCUGAUGAACCCCCGGUCCAAGCAGAAGAGGAAGGAGAUAAAAGAUUUGAAGAAGGAAAGGAUGAUGAAGAAAGACCGAAGACGGAAGAGCGAGAAGAAGAAAAAGUUUCAUCUUCUAUUAAGAAGAAGAAGAAAAGAAAUGCUGACGACAUUGUUACUGAACAACUGGAGAUGGAAGAAGAAGAUUCUGAUUCCUUGAACUCGCCUCCUAGUUGCCAGGAGUUCCUAGACGGAGAUAUAGUCUGGGGACCCCUUCAGGGACACCCCUCCUGGCCAGGGAAGGUUGUAGGGGCGGGGCAGGAGGAGGGGCAUCUUCUAGUUUGCUGGUAUGGGGGUAGACAGCUAACACAGGUGAGGUCUGAAGAUCUAAAAAUAUGUUUAGAGAAGAGGUUGAACCUUGUCUACGCGGUUCAAUCUGAACGAGAGAGGUUGAACCUUGGCUAUGCUGUUCAAUCUGAAGAGAAAAGGUUGAAUCUUGUCUACGCUGUUCAAUCUGAAGAGAAGAGGUUGAAUCUUGUCUGCGAGAAGAGGUUGAAUCUUGUCUACGCGGUUCAAUCCGAAGAGAAGUGGUUGAACCUUGUCUACGCUGUUCAAUCUGAAGAGAAGAGGUUGAACCUUGUCUACGCGGUUCAAUCUGAAGAGAAGAGGUUUAGUCUUGUCUACGCGGUUCAAUCCAAAGAGAAGAGGUUGAACCUUGUCUACGCUGUUCAAUCUGAAGAGAAGAGGUUGAACCUUGUCUACGCGGUUCAAUCUGAAGAGAAGAGGUUGAACCUUGUCUACGCUGUUCAAUCUGAAGAGAAGAGGUUGAACCUUGUCUACGCUGUUCAAUCUGAAGAGAAGAGGUUGAACCUUGUCUACGCGGUUCAAUCCGAAGAGAAGAGGUUGAACCUUGUCUACGCUGUUCAAUCUGAAAAGAACUGGUUGAACCACGUUAACGCGGUUGAAUGUGAAGAGAAGUGGUUGAACCACGUUUACGCGGUUGAAUGUGAAUAG
This is a messenger RNA of Eurytemora carolleeae, 6456 nucleotides long. RefSeq lists its product as uncharacterized. Bases 76 to 6456 code for a protein of 2126 amino acids. Gene Ontology annotation, cellular component: nucleus; chromocenter. The record is from RefSeq and is a predicted model, not a curated record. The transcript has 10 exons. NCBI's taxonomy places the organism in Eukaryota, Metazoa, Arthropoda, Copepoda, Calanoida, Temoridae. Gene Ontology annotation, molecular function: DNA binding; chromatin binding.